AGAUCAAAAAGUUUCGACCUGAACAUCGCGUUCUGUGUCGCCUUGCUACCUACUCUAACCGGAAUACUUACGAGUAUAGAUGGAAACCCCAAGAGGAGAGGAUAAACUUGUAUCAGGUAGAACAAUGGUAUUUGAAUGAUUGGCAGCGAACUCAUGAGCUAUACAACUACCGAUUCGGAUACCUGAAGCUCUCUCCAAUAAAACCAAAUCAGCUAGAAAAUCAACCUCAAACUCUACUUUCUGGUCUUGUGUCUGCUCCAAUUUCCCUUCAUUGGCUGUGGACCACAAAUAACCCAGAGUAUUCUACGACCACAUACUCACAAAACGAUGAAAGCGCAAGAGUGGAAUUUGUGAAACAAAAAUCACUGGAAAUGUGCCAUGACUGGUACAACGAAGAUGGUGCCCAGUGGAAUUUUAUUCGUGACACGGAAACGAAUUCCUCAUGCCCAUGCAUAGAGAAACAGGCAGUGGCCGAUUUGGGUCGUUUUAUGCCUCAUCCCAGAUGCUCACAAGCAUUCCGUGAUAUUACUUGUACGUCAGCCAUCGGUGCUAGAAAUUGUUAUAUGUCAGCUCAGAAUAUUUACGGGUCAUAUGCAGGCACAGGACAUGGAUUUGAAAGCGAACAUACAGCGAGAUUCCCUACCCAUUACGGUCAAGUUUGCUGCUAUGAUGAUGCUGGUCAUUUGAUGCAGACUAGCUACCAACCGGUCAUUAAAGUUACCCCGGAAGUCCCGUACAAUCCUGGUUUUCCCAUGCGCGCUUACGAAUUUGGCACAUCUCCAUAUAUGGGUCAAUAUGAGGUCCCGGGUCUGUCCGCCUUUCACAAUGACUACAUGCCAUACUUUUUGUGUUGUAAAUUUGCUGAUUUUCGAUGUCAAAUGUUUUAUUGGAGGCGACCGUCUAGUGGUUGUCAGGAGUACCAGCCACCCGCAUAUGGUAACUUUGAUUUUUUGGCUAAGCAAUUUUCGUGACU
Cylicostephanus goldi is the source of this 973-nucleotide messenger RNA. Lineage: Eukaryota; Metazoa; Nematoda; Chromadorea; Rhabditida; Strongylidae. The record is from the annotation of a GenBank genome assembly.